AUGUCCAAACGCUCUAAAACUAAUAUAAUUUUACUUUCUUCUGGUACUCUUGUUUAUAGUUUACACUAUGGACCAUUUUCUCGAUAUUGGUGGUAUAGUACUACUAUAGAAAAUAAAAUACAACUAGUACCUAUUCGUCUUGGUAUGACUAUUUCAAUUUUUCUUAAUAGUCAAGAAUUUAUUAUGCGUAUAGUUCAAGAACAUUCAAACCAUUCACAACAACCUGGUUAUUACUGUCAAGCUGGAAAAUUUUUUAGUAAUAUUGAAGAAUCAUGUAGUGCAGCAUUAACCUCUUUAUAUCAACAAAUUUUUCAAAAUAAUCGAAAAUUAUCUGGACCUUUAGAAUUAGGUUUAGAUGAUGAAAAUAUAAUAAAUCAACUACUAGAUGGAGUUUUAUUUCAACCAUUUUUAGUUUCCUUUAACAAAUUUCAAAUCUUUAUAUAUUCAUUAGAUAAUCAAACAAAUUUGACUUUCGCAUCAUCUCUUGUAUAUAUAUAUCACAAAAAAAAAUGUUUAUUUGUACAAACAAGGGAAAAAACACUUUAUAAAAUAGAAAUUUUUGACGGAUCAAUGCUUAUUGCUACAUUUGAAGGAAAAUCAACUAUAGAAGUUUGGCAAAAAAUAGGAAUUUUACAAAAAUUAGAUAGUUCUGCACUUUUUGAAUUAAAUGACGAUUAUACUAAAAAACAAUUGGAAUUACAUGAAUUACCAACAUUACAUUUAAAUCCAGAACGUAUGCGAUUAUCAGAAAUUCGAAAUGAAUUAAUGCAACGAAAUAUAUUAUUUGAUGAAAAUUGUGACCGAACAGAAUUAAAAACAUUAUUACAACAAACCUUGGAUGCAGAAAAAAACUCUGAAUUGUUACCACCAAACCAAAAUUCUAUUAGUUUACCAAAUCCUUCAAUUCAAUAUACAAACACUAUCGAAGAACAAUAUCCAUUACCAAAAGGAUGGGCUAUAAAGGGGAAACAAAAAUUCGGAAAAAAAGGAGGUGCACAUAUUUCAAAAGAAGUUGCAGAUCUAUUAAAAGGAUAUUUUCAUGCUGGAAAUGCCAAUUCUAGUCAACGUUAUCAACCAGAGGAUAUGCUUCGUGCAUUAAACAAAAAAGCUGAUAAUAAUGAACUUGAUCGUACACAAAUACCUAAGCUAGAAACUAUACGCAAUUGGAUAUCCAGAUAUUCAAUUGUCAUAAAAAAAGAAAUAGCAGAAAAAAUGCUCACUAGCCUUAAUAAUAAUUCCGAAAAAUAA
This is a messenger RNA of Dentiscutata erythropus, 1248 nucleotides long. The record is from the annotation of a GenBank genome assembly. Lineage: Eukaryota; Fungi; Glomeromycota; Glomeromycetes; Diversisporales; Gigasporaceae.